Molecule: messenger RNA, 384 nt
Organism: Serpula lacrymans var. lacrymans S7.9
Lineage: Eukaryota; Fungi; Basidiomycota; Agaricomycetes; Boletales; Serpulaceae
Exons: 1
Molecular function (GO): heme binding; monooxygenase activity; oxidoreductase activity, acting on paired donors, with incorporation or reduction of molecular oxygen
Source: RefSeq, a predicted model, not a curated record
GCAUGGACAAUAGUAAACCUUGGGAGACCUACACAGAGUGGGGGAAAACAUAUGGUGCGUUCCUGCGCCCCAAUGUCACCACACCCAUCCCAUGGACACCUCGGUUCACGUCUCAGGUCCUAUCAUGUAUUCUCGUCUACUUAACAAAGAUAUCAUCAUCAUCAAUUCUGAGAAGAUUGCAAAAGAUCUCAUGGUCCGACGAUCAGCCAACUUCUCUGAUAGACCGGUGCUCGUUACCAACGUCUUGUAUGCAAAGCCCUCGACAUCUAUCCACGUGAAUUAGCUAUAACACCAUGGCCGUUCCGUUUUCGUAGAUUCGGACAGGACUGGAAUGCUGCAUUUAUGCAUUAUGGUGACAGAUGGCGGCAAUGCAGACGGCUCCUC